Messenger RNA from Mucor mucedo, 1256 nucleotides. Its product is annotated as ADP-ribosylation factor family-domain-containing protein. The transcript is spliced from 5 exons. Bases 382 to 978 code for a protein of 198 amino acids. Gene Ontology annotation, biological process: Golgi to plasma membrane protein transport; protein localization to organelle; intracellular protein transport. NCBI's taxonomy places the organism in Eukaryota, Fungi, Mucoromycota, Mucoromycetes, Mucorales, Mucoraceae. Gene Ontology annotation, cellular component: Golgi apparatus. The record is from RefSeq and is a predicted model, not a curated record. Gene Ontology annotation, molecular function: GTPase activity; GTP binding.
GCCUUUUAUUUUCAUGGCGUCAAAUUUGUAGAGUUAUUGAAUGCAUAAAGGCGUUAUUCUUCUUUAUUCCAGAAUUCUAUUCCGCCUACGUAACAUAAACUGACUAAAAUUACUAUUUAAUAUUAUUACGGACUAAAGGAAACGACCAUCGAUUUAUAUGCACGGCCUCAUUAUUAUGAGAUGAAACAUUGGCAGUGUUUAUCUUAACGUACAAUAGCAAAUUUGGCUGGAUAUUAACCUCAUAUUCACAAUUUGACCUUUGUGUUUACCAUCACAACAUUUUUUGUGACCAUUUUCGCUGGUUUUCUGUGUAUCUGAGCAGAAUUGUACAACUAUAGGAAACCAACUCUUUUUUUUUAAAAAAAAAUACAUACAAUAAUCAUGUACACAUUACUAAGCGGAUUGUAUCAUUACGCGACCCAAAAAGAAGAAUACUACGUUUUAAUUAUUGGACUCGACAAUGCAGGAAAAACAACGUUAUUGGAACGCAUAAAGUCAAUAUUCAUGGGUGUAGCUGGUCUGGACCCCGAUAAAAUAGCACCAACUGUAGGCUUAAAUAUCGGUAAAGUGGAUAUAAAAUCAUCGCGGAUAAACUUUUGGGAUUUAGGUGGACAGCGAGAUUUGCAAUCGAUUUGGGAGAGAUACUAUACAGAAUGUCACGCUAUUGUUUUUGUCGUGGAUUCAACAGAUCCCGUUCGUUUGGAGGAGUGCAGAGAUACUUUUGAAAAAAUGAUUACAAAUGAUGCAGUGGAAGGGGUGCCCGUGUUAAUGCUAGCAAAUAAACAGGAUGUUUCUGGUGCUUUAAGAGUUGAAGAAGUAAAGGAAGUGUUUAAUAAGAUUGCAGUUAAACUCGGAGCGCGUGAUUCACGAGUGUUACCUGUCAGCGCAUUAGAAGGGAAUGGGGUAGAGGAUGCAAUAGACUGGUUGGUAUUACGGUUACAACGAAACAAGAUUAACCGACCACCUGUGUUUCGUUGAAACGUAUACAAAUAGCUAUGCUAGCAGAUCAUAAAUAUAAAUAAAAUAUACUCAUUAUAAAAUAGAUGCAUUGCAUGUAAGGGCGUUUCAUCUUUUUAUUGUUGUUACAUUUUAUGAUGACGAUUAGUACUCCGCGUUAUGUAACUGUUUAUUUUUAUCAAGAGAAAUCAGGUUAGUUUAUCAUUCGAUUGAAUAAGGAAACACGUGUAAUCAUUAUACAAGUAAAAAACCGCAUGAUCAUUUACAAGCGAACUGGGGUUGUUUGUGUGGCGAAACAC